AUGACUUGGAUAGCUGCCAAUAUUUCGGCAUCAUGUAUUUCAAAUCCAAGUUCCCCGGCCUGUGAACCGUCCACAAUUAUGUUUAUGACUUUUAUUGCUAAUUUAUUUUCAAAAUCGGUAGACAGUAAUUCAAUAAUAAAGCCUGAACCAGAACAAUUUGACUUUAUAGUCGUUGGAGCUGGCUCAGGUGGUUGUGUGAUUGCUAAUCGAUUGACUGAAAUCAACGACUGGAAUGUACUUUUGCUGGAAGCAGGUGUCGAGGAACCAGAAAUAAUGAAGGUCCCAUCUCUGAGGAGCAUGAUAUCGGGAAGUAACCUUGAAUAUAAAUAUCAGGUGCAAUCAGAGAAAAACGUUUGUAAAUCAUAUCCGUGCUCAUUUUCUCCGGGAAAGGUAAUGGGUGGUACAAGUACAACCAAUGGUAUGGUUUACACCAGAGGAAACCGAGAGGAUUAUGACAAUUGGGCAAAGUUGGGAAACACUGGCUGGAGUUUUGAGGAAGUAUUGCCAUACUUCAAAAAAUCCGAGAAUAACUUAAACAAAGAUAUUGUAAGAGAUCACCCAAAAUACCAUGGAACUGGAGGAUACCAAAGUGUACAACGGUUUCCAUAUUCAGAUUUGAAUACAAACAUAAUAAUUGAUGCCCUGCAAGAACUGGGAUAUAAUAAAACAGACGCAAAUGGCGAAAUUCAAUUAGGCAUAAUGGACCAUCAGUGGACUAGUAGAAAUGGAGAGCGUCAGAGUACAAACGCAGCUUUCAUUAGACCAAUUAGAAACAAAAGAUCCAACCUUUUUAUCAAAACUGAGUCUUAUGCAACGAGAGUGCUUAUUGAUCAACAAACAAAAAGGGCUUUUGGCGUUGAGUAUACAUCUAACGGAAUUCCUAAAGUUAUUUAUGCAAAGAAAGAAGUUAUUGUUUCGGGUGGUGCACUUGAGUCACCAAAACUUCUGAUGCUCUCUGGAAUUGGACCAGCAGAAGAUUUAAAGAAACACAAAAUCUCGGUGAUAAGUGACUUGCCAGUUGGACGUAAUAUGCAUAAUCACAUAAGAAUAAGUGAACUCGAUUUUUCCUUAGCAAAUAAGAGUUAUUGGACUUUGAAAUCCUUGAAAGAGAUGAUAGGGGAUGUUAACAAUUAUUUAGAAACAAAUGGAGGCCCACUUUCCGGAUGGGGCCCCGCAGCAGCCAAUGCUUUUAUAAAAAGCAAAUUCGAAAGUAGUGUAAAUGCUCCAGAUCUGCAAUUGCAAUUUCAGCCACUGUCUCCUGCAUACACACCAGUUUCUUACUACAAAUCUUUUGGUCUCUCUGUAUUUCAUCUGACACCUAAAAGUCGAGGCUAUAUUACACUCAAUGAUACCGAUCCAGUUUGCGGAAAUCCUUUGAUUUAUACUGGUUACUUUACAGUCAAAUCUGACAUGGAUGUCAUGUUAGAAGGUAUUCGGAUGGCUCUGAAAGUAGCAGAUACUAAAAUUUUUAAAGAAAACGGGUUUGAACUCAAUGAAACUCCUCAAGCAGUUUGCAAACAGUUCGCUUUUCGCAGUGAUGAUUAUUUCAAAUGCCUUUUAGCAGAGCACUCAACGACUGUUAAUCACUAUGUCAGUACGUGUAAAAUGGGACCCAAAAGUGAUUCUGAAGCUGUUGUUGAUCCGAGAUUACGAGUUUAUGGAGUAAAUGGACUUCGGGUUGUAGAUGCAUCAAUUAUGCCAGUUGUCAUUCGAGGAAAUACAAAUGCACCGACAAUUAUGAUUGCGGAAAAAGCUGGUGACAUGAUUAAAGAAGAUUGGGAUAAGAAAUCGCGAAGGAAAUGA
Belonocnema kinseyi is the source of this 1803-nucleotide messenger RNA. Its product is annotated as glucose dehydrogenase [FAD, quinone]-like. The transcript is spliced from 4 exons. Lineage: Eukaryota; Metazoa; Arthropoda; Insecta; Hymenoptera; Cynipidae. Gene Ontology annotation, molecular function: flavin adenine dinucleotide binding; oxidoreductase activity, acting on CH-OH group of donors. The record is from RefSeq and is a predicted model, not a curated record. The coding region runs from base 1 to 1803 and encodes 600 amino acids.